Cinara cedri is the source of this 1053-nucleotide messenger RNA. The record is from the annotation of a GenBank genome assembly. Lineage: Eukaryota; Metazoa; Arthropoda; Insecta; Hemiptera; Aphididae.
CAUAACCUGAAAAAUUCAUUUCGGAAAUCUAUCGCGUUCAUUUUGUUCACUCGUGUCUUUUGGUGAGUUUCUUUUAACAUUUUUUCGUGGGUUUAACACGUCCACGUUUUAUUUAUUUAUACAAUUGUUUCAGUUAUUGCCAUCCAUCAAUACAUAAAUCAUGUCUUCGAAAGUAUCCAAGGAUACGUUGUACGAAGCGGUCAAUGAAGUGUUGACUCAGGCAAAGACUAACAAGAAAAACUUUUUGCAAACUGUUGAAUUGCAAAUCGGUCUCAAGAACUAUGAUCCACAAAAGGACAAACGUUUCUCAGGUACUAUCAAACUGAAGCACAUUCCCAGGCCUAAGAUGAAGGUGUGCAUUCUUGGUGAUCAACAGCAUUGCGAUGAAGCUGAGGUUAAAACUUUUUGCUUAACUAACUUGAGAUAUUGUUAAAUUGUGUUUAAUUUUAAGUAUUUUCAAUAACAUGUUUGUAUAUUUCAGGUAAACAAAGUCCCGUUUAUGGAUGUCGAAGCAUUGAAAAAACUUAACAAGAACAAGAAAUUGGUUAAGAAAUUAGCUAAAAGAUACGAUGCAUUUUUGGCUAGUGAAGCUUUAAUUAAACAGAUUCCACGAUUGUUAGGACCUGGUUUAAAUAAAGCCGGCAAGUUUCCUGGUCUUCUAUCUCAUCAAGAGUCAAUGAACAUGAAAAUUGAUGAAGUGAAAGCAACUAUUAAGUUUCAAAUGAAGAAGGUUGGCAACCUUCUUUUUGAUAAAAAUAAAAAAUAUAAUGUACUGAAAUAAUGUUUGAUGUAUUUUUAGGUAUUAUGUUUAUGUGUUGCUGUUGGUCAUGUUGACAUGAAAUCCGAUGAGUUAGCCCAGAAUAUUCAUCUUUCAAUUAACUUCUUAGUUUCUUUGUUGAAGAAACAUUGGCAAAACGUUAGGUCAUUGCACAUCAAGUCAACCAUGGGACCAGCACAACGUUUGUACUAAUGUGUUAUUCAAUUUUUAAUAUUUUAAAUAAAGACCACAUUAUUAACAAAGUUAUUGAAUUUUAGUGUUCAAAUUAGUUACCC